GCGGCGGCGGCGGCGGGGGGCUCGGGGCCGGCCGGCGGCGGCGCGGCGGCGGCCGUGUCCGUCUUCCCCGGCGCCCGGCUGCUCACCAUCGGGGACGCCAACGGCGAGAUCCAGAGGCACGCGGAGCAGCAGGCGCUGCGCCUCGAGGUCCGCACCGGCCAGGACGCCGCCUGCAUCGCCCUCUACAGCCAUGAAGAAGUGUGUGUAUUUAAGUGCUCCGUAUCCAGAGAGACCGAAUGCAGCCGAGUUGGGAAACAAUCCUUUAUCAUCACCCUGGGGUGUAAUAGUGUCCUUAUACAGUUUGCAACGCCGAAUGAUUUCUGUUCCUUUUAUAAUAUCCUGAAAAAUUGUCGAGGUCACAACCUAGAACGGUCUGUCUUCAGCGAGCGUACGGAGGAAUCCUCUGCUGUGCAGUACUUCCAGUUUUAUGGCUACCUGUCACAGCAACAGAACAUGAUGCAAGAUUACGUUCGGACGGGGACUUACCAACGGGCGAUCUUACAGAACCACAGUGAUUUCAAAGACAAGAUCGUACUAGACGUUGGCUGCGGCUCUGGUAUCCUGUCGUUUUUUGCGGCUCAGGCUGGAGCUAGGAAAAUCUAUGCAGUGGAGGCAAGCACCAUGGCUCAACACGCAGAGGUUUUAGUAAAGAGUAACAAUCUUACAGACCGAAUUGUGGUCAUUCCUGGAAAGGUGGAAGAGAUCUCACUUCCUGAACAGGUGGACAUAAUCAUCUCUGAGCCAAUGGGGUACAUGCUUUUCAAUGAACGCAUGUUGGAGAGUUAUCUGCAUGCCAAGAAAUACCUGAAGCCCAGUGGCAAUAUGUUUCCAACCAUCGGGGAUGUUCACCUUGCUCCAUUCACAGAUGAGCAGCUCUACAUGGAACAAUUCACUAAGGCAAAUUUCUGGUAUCAGCCAUCCUUUCACGGAGUUGACUUGUCAGCACUUAGAGGGGCGGCUGUAGAUGAGUAUUUUAGACAACCUGUCGUGGAUACCUUCGAUAUCAGGAUUUUAAUGGCCAAGUCGGUUAAAUAUACAGUGAACUUUUUAGACGCCAAAGAAGGCGAUUUACACAGGAUAGAAAUUCCAUUCAAGUUCCACAUGCUGCAUUCAGGCCUAGUCCACGGCUUGGCUUUCUGGUUUGAUGUAGCCUUCAUUGGUUCAAUAAUGACCGUGUGGCUGUCGACGGCACCCACAGAGCCCCUGACUCACUGGUACCAAGUGCGAUGCUUGUUUCAGUCACCGCUCUUUGCGAAGGCCGGGGAUACACUCUCAGGGACGUGUCUGCUCAUUGCCAACAAGAGACAGAGUUACGACAUCAGUAUUGUGGCCCAAGUGGAUCAGACGGGUUCCAAGUCCAGUAAUCUCCUGGACCUGAAAAAUCCCUUUUUUAGAUACACAGGUACGACUCCUUCGCCUCCACCCGGCUCCCACUACACAUCUCCCUCGGAGAACAUGUGGAAUACGGGUGGCGCCUACAGCAUGAGCACCGGGAUGGCCGUGGCCGGGAUGCCAACAGCCUAUGACCUCAGCAGUGUUAUCGCUGGUGGAUCCAGUGUCAGCCACAACAACCUUAUUCCUUUAGCCAACACUGGGAUUGUCAAUCACACCCACUCCAGGAUGGGAUCCAUUAUGAGCACAGGGAUUGUCCAAGGCUCAUCUAGUGGCCAGAGUGGAGGCGGCUCCAGCACUCACUACCCAGUCAACAGCCAGUUCACCAUGGGGGGUCCCGCCAUCUCCAUGGCCUCGCCCAUGUCCAUCACCACCAACACAAUGCAUUACGGGAGCUAAGAGUCCGUCACCUCUAAUCUGAACUGACAGCGCCAGGAAACCAAAUGAAGACUUCCCUCCCCCCUUCUCCACACCUCAAUGAGAAAACUGUCUGAACUCCCCCUCGGCUGCCUCCCUGCCCGCAGGCGGCCAAGAGGGAGAUUUUUACCGAUGUACAAUAGCCAAGGAAAGCAUCGAGUCAACCAUUCUCUUUGAUAUUGGACUUGUACGAUUUUUUUAUGAAAUGGAGUUUCAGCAUCUCAGCCCCCUCCGGGUCCCCCAGCUGAGCUGUAUUUUACAAGAGGGCUCAUCAGAUCAGUUUGGAGUCCUCAGUUUGGAAUCUUCCAUAACAGAUUAAUGGGUUGGUGGGGGGGGGUGGGGGGGGCUGGCGAACGGACCCGCAGGUGGCAGCGGGCAGGCGUAGAGUAGCAGAGUAUUCAACACGCGAUUGAAUCGGAGCGACCAGCGUUGCUUUGACGGGAAGUCUCCACUGACCUAGCAGAGGCCACUCUGUAGCAAACCGGGAACUCCGCACCGAAAGGGUGGAGUGGGGAGCCAGAUCUGGCAGAGAGCUGGUGACUUGGAGGACUCUUAGUUGACUUUUCGUUCCUUUGGUCAGGAUCAGUGUGACGUGCUGCGUUUUUUUUUUUUCCUCUCUCUCUCUCGUUAACGAACAUAAUCAGUGUCAAUUCAUAGGCUCCAGCGGGCUCAGGACAGCCCCCAAGCCACCUCUGUCUCUCCCUCUCUGCAAGUAAGUGGACAGGAGUCGGUGUGGGCUUGAGAGGAGGGGCCUGGUCUCUCUCCACAGCAGGGUUAUCUUUUGAACUCCGUUAUAGCUUUUAACACCUGGAACUACAGCAGCCUCUGGACUUUGGUGGGCUCUUUCAUCCCCCAAGGGCAGUCGACCCGCGUUGCUGUAGUAAAAACAAACCCUCGGCAUUUAGCACCGGGGGAACCCGGGUCCCCGGCCCCAGAGGGUUCACCUCAGACUUUUAGACUUGAAUGUACAAAACACGAAGUGGCUGCCAGAGACUGAAACGUCUUCCCCAGCUGGCAUGAGGAACCUGUCAAAACCAUACCUUGCUGCUGUCCCGUCACCCCGUGGCCCAGGCGCCCGUGUCCGGUUUUCCUUCUCACUGCCCCCUCCCCCCGCCCACCCUCUUUUAAAAUGGGAAAAAGAAACCAAAACGUGAUCUCAAAGCAAGUGGCUGUUGCCUCCUGGCUCCAAUUGAACUCCUGGUCCUCCCACCGUGAGCUGUAGGGGUGGCUUUAGACUUUCAGCCAGUACCUAUCCACCACCUGGGCCAACUCAGCAACCGACAGCUUCUGGGGCUAUUGUAGUUCAGAUAGUUCUGGCAAAAAAAAACCCUGAAAUUGGAGUAUCUGUUAUGGAAGAAAAUGUUUCUCUUGGUAGUUAACAUUAGGACUGUGUAUUCACUGUUUAUUAGUGUACUCGCUAACCAUUUAUAGCGUGUAAUUUUGUUUUCCCCCCUUCCCGAAAAGGCCAUAAAAGGGUGUUUUGGGAAAGGAUUUUGCAGGGACAUCUUCUCCCU
Tachyglossus aculeatus (Australian echidna) is the source of this 3323-nucleotide messenger RNA. RefSeq names its product coactivator associated arginine methyltransferase 1 (gene CARM1). The record is from RefSeq and is a predicted model, not a curated record. The annotation marks the transcript as partial. The transcript has 16 exons. Gene Ontology annotation, molecular function: protein-arginine N-methyltransferase activity. Gene Ontology annotation, biological process: peptidyl-arginine methylation. Lineage: Eukaryota; Metazoa; Chordata; Mammalia; Monotremata; Tachyglossidae.